This is a messenger RNA of Ahaetulla prasina, 4958 nucleotides long. RefSeq lists its product as uncharacterized. Bases 110 to 3454 code for a protein of 1114 amino acids. NCBI's taxonomy places the organism in Eukaryota, Metazoa, Chordata, Lepidosauria, Squamata, Colubridae. Gene Ontology annotation, biological process: negative regulation of transcription by RNA polymerase II. The record is from RefSeq and is a predicted model, not a curated record. Gene Ontology annotation, molecular function: DNA-binding transcription repressor activity, RNA polymerase II-specific. The transcript is spliced from 12 exons.
CGGACCGGCGCCCCGAUCGCCCAGCCGCAGCCCCGCUCGCCCCGGUCGCUCCUUUCCGCGCCUCGCCCCGUCCCCCGUCGCCUCGCUUGCUGACCGUUGCCGCAGGGCCAUGGCCGAGUGGAGCCCCGCCCAGGGCCUUCAGUGGGACAUGGACUCCCACCAUCCGGCAACGGCACAGCCCCUCAACCUCCCCGAGCAAAACUCCACGGCGGACGUCAUCCCCGAGACAGCCGAACUCUCCCUGACGGUGGUGGCGGAAAUCCAAGCUGUGGAGAGCAAAGUGGAUGCCUACGCCGCCCAGCUCAUGAGCCUGGAAGGCCGGAUGGGCAUGGCCGAGACCAAACUGGACGGCUGCGAGAAGACGGCGGUGGAGUUCGGCAACCAGCUGGAGAGCAAGUGGGCCGCAUUGGGCACCCUGAUCCAGGAAUACGGGCAGCUCCAGCGGCGCCUGGAGAACAUGGAGAACCUCCUGAAGAACCGUAACUUCUGGAUCCUACGUUUCCCGCCAGGCGCCAAGGGGGAGGCCCCUAAGGUCCCGUUGCUGUUCGAUGACGCCGCCUGCAGUUUCUCGGAGCAAGAGUGGAGGGGCCUCAGCGAAAGCCAGAAGGACCUGUACCGCCACAUCAUGAUGCACAACUACCAGGCAGUGGUGUCCGUCGAUACGGCCGUCUCCAAACCGGAACUCCUCGCCCGGAUUGAGCAAGGAGAGGUUUCGGAGCAGACCGACAGCAGGGAAGAGUCCCGAUUGGGGAACCGGUCAGGAUCACCAAUUUCUGCUCUCCGUGGGAGUUCCUGGAUUGAGGAAGAAGAUCUGUCUCUCGUCAAAAGCAUGGGGGCCUUAGAGGACAGAGAAAUCCCUGGGGAGUGCACCAUGGGUGCUCCUCAGCUGUUGGAGGAUGAUGUGGACAACCUCUUCCCCCACAAGUGGACGGAAGUUUUCCAGGGUCCUGGAGAGGAGCUGCUGUGCGAGAGCCAGUCUGUCUCCGUCACCCUGCCCAAGAAGCCCCUCCAGCGGUCCGCGCAGGGACUGCCUGAGACACAGAAAGAGGAUUCGGUGACAUCAGUCGAAGCUCACACUGGCCCCUUCAUCUGUUGUGAGUGCGGAGAAGGAUUUGUAGACAGGCAGCUUUUCGCCAGCCACCAGAAGACCCAUGGCGGAAGCGGGGCUUACCUUGUGCCAGAGCUUAAAGGAAACCCGGAGGUUAAGCUCACCCCCUUUGCCAUCCAGAGGGCCCCAACUCCUGCCCGUCCCAAAGUGCAUAAGCGCCCUGAGCCGCAGAGGAGCCCAACCGCGAAACCCAGCGCGGUGAAACGUCCCGGGAAUCACAUGGUGGAGCGUCCAUACACAUGCACCCAAUGCAAGGAGAGCUUCAAGCUGGAGGUCAGCCUGCUCCUUCAUCAGAAACUCCACGCGGGGAAGGGAGAUGGGCCGCUGACCUGCACCUACUGCGGCAAGGACUUCCGGGACCUCUCCAAAGCCGUGCGUCACCAACGGAUCCACACAGGCGAGCGUCCGUAUCAGUGCACUGAAUGCGGGAAAAGCUUCAUCCGGCGGGACCAUCUGCUGAAACACUGGCGCGUCCACACGGGCGAGACGCCCUACCAGUGCUCCACCUGCGGAAAGAACUUCCGCUACAAGGAAUCGCUGAACUGCCACCAGAAAAUCCAUACCCGCAACCCCACCGUGCACCACCUGAUGCUGGGAACCCAAGCGGGGCUGAUGGGCCUGAAACCCGAGCAGCCCGGGGCAGAUCGGAGGGUCCCCAGGACUCCUGAUCUCCGGUGGAACCCAGCUGUCCUGCCGCCACCGCCACCGGGACUCUUCUGGAUGCCCCCGAAGCCAGGAUGCGAACCGGCGGCCCACCACCAAACGACCGAAAUCUCCUUCUGGACGUUGCUGGCAGCCAUGCAGGCGAUGGAGAGGAAGGUGGAUGUUCACACGGGACAGCUCCGGACGCUGCGACGGCGGGCCGAUCUGGCGGAGCAAAAGCUCUCUGUGACAGAGAAGGUGGUGACCGACUUCAUGCCCCACCUGGAGGCGCUGGAGACGAUGCUUCGGGCCUUCGGGCAGCUGCACCAGCGGGUGGAGAAGAUGGAGGAGCGGUUGAAGAACCAGAACCUCUGGGUGCUGAAUGUCCCACCAGGCACAGCGGGGGAAACCCUGCAGGUUCCCGUGAACUUCGGCAACAUCUCGGUCUACUGCUCAGAACAGGAGUGCGAGGACUCGAACUCUGGUCCAAAGGAGCCCCAGAAGACUGCGGAGUCCUUGGUUUCAAUGGGUUGUUCAGUGAGUUGUGGCAGUUCUUCCAUUAGAACACGGUCAUUAAGUGAACUCGGCAACAUCUCGGUCUACUGCUCAGAACAGGAGUGCGAGGACUCGAACUCUGGUCCAAAGGAGCCCCAGAAGACUGCGGAGUCCUUGGUUUCAAUGGAUUGUGCUAGCUCAAAAUCUCAUUCAUUGUCCCCGAUGGAAGGUGGGGCACCUUUAAGUGGCAAGCAUCGAGGAUUCUCUGGCGAAGCAGAAGAUGUCCAAAAAGACAGAACAGAAUCUUCUGUCCUCUUGCCGACGUCUGACGUAGUUGAGACAGAGCCUGGAAACCUGGGUAAGUUCAGCCCCUUGCCUGGGUCUUCGGAACAUGACGUGUCGCCUUCCUCAGAGAAGGGCUUGAUGCCGGUGGACAGCCAGACGAGUGCACUAGAACAGUCGGCUGAGUCUGGAAGAGAUGUUGCAAAUUUCACAACCAUUGUCGUCCAGGAAGGGGUGCUUCCUGGCGAAGCACCGUAUGUGUGUCCCGAUUGUGGUAAGAGUUUCUUGUAUGAGGAACAGUGCGCCUUGCACCAACAAUCCCAUCUCCAGGUCUCUCCAGACCGCGGGGACAGUCCCACACAACUUCCCCAGCCAGAGGUCAGGGCGUAUACCUGUCCAGAUUGUGGGCGCUGGUUCCCCCACCAGGCCAGCCUGAGCAAACACCGUCUCUGGCACACGGGCGAUCGGCCGCAUACUUGUGCUGAGUGCAAGAAGACUUUCCGGCUGAAAAUCAACCUGCACCUUCACGAGCGUACUCACACAGUCGCCAAAAAAACUGGCUGCUACAUCUGUGGCCAGUGCGGCAGGACUUUCAACCACCACUCAAAUUUCUUACGGCACCAAAUGAUCCACACCGGGGAGCGGCCAUACGCCUGCGGGGAGUGCGGGAAGACAUUCAUCCGUAAGGAGCAUCUCGCCACACACAGGCGGCUGCACACAGGCGAGAGGCCAUACCGAUGCCCACUCUGCCCAAAGAGCUUCACCCGCAAGCAACAUCUGGUGGGACACCAGCGCCUCCAUGAGGGGGAGGCAAUGUGGCUGGAAGAUAACCCCACUCGGACAAAUGGGCAUGGCCAACAGGGUGGGAUCAGGGUCCGGGCAGACGACGGAGAGCCUGGAUUCGGACAAGAGACCUAUCCACCAUAAACCGUUCAGCAGAUUCCGAGGGAGAAUCAGAUGGGGGUUGGUGGCUUGGAAGCAGCGUUUAGGCAGCCAUCUUGAACCAAGCACAGGACUGUCAUUGGUCACAUCCUUGAUCCCCAGAACUGGAGGUAGAAGGCCAGAUCUGGGGCUCAAGACGCAUGGUGUUAACGAGUGGGAAGGGAGCUCCAUGCUCAAGCAGGAGACCCUACCGCAUUCUGGACCAAUCUCUUCUUACAUGACCGAUUCCUUGACCUUUGCUGAGACCAAGGUACAGAAUAGGUCAAAAAAGUCAAAAUGGUCACCAGCCCAAACCUGAUUCUUACCCUCUCUUGCCGAUACUCUCGACAGGAGGCUCUAAUGAUGCUGUGUUCAGUUCCUGGAGGUUGAGUUUUUAAUUCUGUUUUCAUCCCGGGUUGAUUUCCUCUGUGGGAGGAGGGUGAUGGGGAAUUCUGGGAGUUGAAGUCCACCCAUCUUUAAUUUGCCUAAGGUCAGGCGCGAAGAAUCAGGACCACACCUUAAAUUCCAAGUUAAGCUGCUUUAUUGCUCCUGCCUAAACUGGUCGAGUCCUCAACGUACAACCGCAAGCGAGGCCAACAUUUCUGUGGCCAAGCCAAAUGCUUGUUCAGUGAGCUGUUCCCCCAUUUGUCGCCACCGUUUUUAAGCGAAUCUCUGCAGUUCUUAACAUGGUUGUUAGGCUAAUUGGGCUUCCCCCAUUGACUUUGCUGGUUGGAAGGUCAUCAAAGACGAUCACGUGACCCUGGGACACAGUGACCAUCAUAAAGAUGAGUCAGUUGCCCAACAUCUGAGUUUUGAUUACGUCUACGUGGGGACGCUACCAUAUCAUAAACGUGUCCCCGGGAUGCUGCAACCUGUCAUAAGUAUAAGUCAGUUGUGAAAUGUCUGGAUUUUGAUAACCUCAAUGCAGCAAGGCUGCAACAAUCAUAAGUGUGAAAAAUGGGUCUUAAGUCAGCAUUUUCUCAGGACCGUUGACAUUUUGAACGGUCACUAAAUGGAACUUGUAAGUCAAGGCAUUGGUUUUUUUUUUAAAGUUUUUAUUUUCCAUAAUAAUUUCAACAAUUUAACCAGUGUACAGUACAAUCAAUUAUCCAACAAUUAAUUCUUCCCAUAAAUUGUACUCAAUCGGGCCUGCCCAGCCGCCCCUCCCUUCCUUAGUCCUUUCUACCCUUCUCUACCUUCUUCUACUUUCCCCAUCCUUCCUCCUCCUCACUUCCUCUCCUCCUUCCCACUUCUCACUUCCACCCUUUCUAACCCUCCCUCUUCCCCUCCGUCUUCUCCUCCUAUCCAUUCUUCCCCCUCCCUUCUUUCCUACCUUCCUACCUACCUACUUUCUUCCUUCUCUCUACUCCUCUCUCCCUACCCUUUUCCUUCUGGAGUAGAUGCUGAGCAGCCCCGACUUUACACCAUUCCAACUUAUUUAAUUCUUCAAUUGUUCCUGUACAUUGGCAAUCAAUCAAUUUGUAAUCUUCCCCCCCUUUCCCCUCCCACC